AACUCUUUUUUAUUUUGAGUUACAAUUGCAGUAACCAAUGCCGCUCUCACACGAUUUCUCUUAUUUAUCAUGAUAAACAUGGCCAAGUUCAUAAAAGUUUUUGUUAUUUGUUUAUUCCUUCUUUUGCCAGUUACUGGAGCUAAAAAUGAAAAAAAUAAGAAAAAGGACAAAAGCGAUGCAUCUGAAAAGUGGAAAAAGAAAGAUAUAAGGGAUUAUAAUGAUGUCGAUAUAGAACGUCUCUACGAGCAAUGGGAGGAAGCAGAUGAUGAUGAGCUAGAGGAGGAUGAGUUACCUGAAUGGAAAAAGGAGCCACCAAAGAUGGACCUUUCCAAACUGGACCCAAAUGACCCUGAAGGCUUCAUCAAAAUGUCAAAGAAAGGUCGUACACUUAUGAUGUUCGCAACUGUUUCAGGUAAUCCCAGUGAAGCUGAAACAGAGAAAAUAUCAAUGCUGUGGCAUAGCAGUUUGUUUAAUGCUCAUAUAGAGACUCAAAGGUAUGUAGUAGGCAGCAACAGGGUCCUUUUCAUGUUGACUGACGGAGCCAAAGCAUGGGAAAUAAGAGAUUUUUUAGUGAAACAAGACAGGUGCGAGGAAGUUUCUAUUGAAGGCCAGACCUAUCCAGGUGCUGGAGCUACUAAGACUGGUAAAGAGGACUCAAAGAACACUAAGACAAAAUCAAAAACAACCAAAAAGAAUGAAGAAUUAUAGCCUGAGCUUGUCAAAUCACAAAAGAAAUGACAGCAAAGACAAGUGAUCCAUGAUUAACAAAAUCAAGAAUAGAAGUAAAUUAUUUUUGGCUACAGCUAGAGGGAUCAUAGUUUCUAAACUUUUGUUAACUGCCACAAUUAAGUAAAGGUUAUUGUAAAUACUAAUAUAAUAAUGUUUAACAGUUAAGGAGACUUGAGAUAAAGGCAACUAUGUCCCACUGAUUAAAUAUUGCCACUUUGUUUCUUCUUUAGCUGUCUUCAGUAAAUAUUUUUUUCUUACACCUGCAUAAAGCAUUUGUCAUUCCAAUAUUUAUAUAUAUAUUUUUUUUGGUAUGUAAAACCAGAACUAGGUGCUGUUGCCUUCAGUUGUAAGAUUUAUUUUAUUUAUUGAAUUAAAAAGAAAAUAGUUAAUUCCUUGUAAACUUUGAACAUUUGAAAUGUCAGACUCUUGUAAUGAAUAUGCUCAUUGAUAGUUAAGUUCUUGUGAACUUUGAACUUUUUAAAAUGUCAGACUCUUGUAAUGAAUAUGCUCAUUGAUAGUUAAGUUCUUGUGAACUUUGAACCUUUUAAAAUGUCAGACUCUUGUAAUGAAUAUGCUCAUUGAUAGUUAAGUUCUUGUGAACUUUUAACUUUUUAAAAUGUCAGACUCUUGUAAUGAAUAUGCUCAUUGAUAGUUAAGUUCUUGUGAACUUUGAACUUUUUAAAAUGUCAGACUCUUGUAAUGAAUAUGCAUUGAUAGUUAAUUCCUUGUGAACUUUUGUAACAUGAGACUCUAGUAAUGAAUCUGCUCAUUGAAUGAUUUAGUGAAUGAGCUAACUGAAUUAAAAGCAAUUGUUUAGACCACAGUUUUAGCACUCAACAAAUAACUUCGUUGAUUCCAAUAAUGUUAAAAUGUAAUAUAAGAAAACAUUAAGCAAAAAAAGCAUGAACAUUAAAUGUGUACCUCGAUAGAUAUUAUUUUAAACAUCAUUUGACCCAGUAUUGUUGAUUCAGUUCCUAUGUUCAUCUGAUUCAGUAUUGAGUGUGCUUUUAUAACAUGCAAUCACUUGUGCCUUGUUUUAAUUUAAUGAAUAUUUAGAUGUUAUGGAAAUUUCAGGCCAGCCAAUUGUUACUUUGUCCUGUAGAUCUUGGGAUCAUUAAGGCAAUAAAAUACAUAUGUAGUUUCUAAUGCAUCUCGUGAUGAAAGAUGCCUAACCUGUGACUGCAGCUGCAUAUCAAAGGGCUGGCCUCUUAAGCCACAUGAAAAAUUGCAAAGGGAAAAAAGAUUAUCUUUUAAAGAUGUAAAAUAUAUCAUCGACAUACUUUGAGGGUAUGACCAUCUUCAUUUUUCUGAGUGGAGGACUGAAGAGGUUUACCAUAUUUUCCAGCAUUCAGUCUCAGAAGUUGGACCUUGACUUGUACUUGUUCUAGUCCUUAAUCACCAACAAAAGUGUAUUAGAGAACGUCACACAUAUCCAUAUUAUUUGACACCUAGCUACUUCAUUGUAAGUUUUUAUCAGUUAUUAUGUAUCACAUUGUGCCCCCCCCCCUUUUUUUUUUUUUGAAGAAAGGGGUUCUGAGUUGAAAAAUAAACAAUACAGUGGAGUCUUGGCUAAUGACCACAAUCCAUGCUGGAAAGUUGGUCAUUUCUCAAAAUGUUUGGCAUCCAAAAAAAAAGUAUUUUCCAUAAAAAAUAAAGGAAAUAGAUUUCAUUGGUUUCCAGCCCACAUAGACUCCUUAAUAUAAAUAAUAUAUGAAAGUUAAAGGCUAUACAUUUUUUUUUAAGAGAAUAGUUAUAGUACAAUAUAUAUGGAGUUAAACAUAAAAACAUGAAAGAAAACAUUUGAACAUAAAAAAAAUAAAUUUAGUAAACAUAAGAAAACUUAAUGUUUUUACUUUGAUCUGAUGGCAUGGGUGAAAGAAGUGAAAUUACUGCUUCGAGGGGGAACGCUCCUCUGAGAGAACAAGUGGCAGAUUGGUAAACUGUGAAGCUUCUAUAAUGCUUGAUCUUGCAGUCAAAGGAGGGGGGGGGAUGGCUGUUCAUCAUCCAAAGUUUCGGUAUCUGGUGCAAAUUUUUUUACACAUUUUUUGGUAGUUGUAGAAAAUGUUCAAUAUGGAAGUUAUUUGCUAGCUGAGGUUCCAUCUUUAUUCUUACCAACAAAUGAAUGUUUAUUAUAAUGUAUUCAAUGUUGUAACUCAAUGAUACCCAACCUUCAUCAUCCUGCUGGCCAAAUAAAUUACCCAGACUCAUUAUAAAAUAAAACUAGCAAAAUUCAAUGUGAAAGAGAAAAUCUUGGAUUCUACUCCUUGAAAUAUUUGUUGUUACAAGCCUGAGCAUUACAUAGUGGACCACAAUCUUCAUCCCAUGGUUCAGCUGGAUGCAACACCUUGCCACAGAGGUUUUGGUGAAUAAUACAAUGAAGCCGCAAAGUCAACCUUGUUUCUAAUUACUCUUACUGUGGUAGCCAAUCAUACUUUUGAUACUGUCUGUAGUCACUUCCACUAAGUUUUCAAAUAGCAGUACCCUCUGUUAUGACAGAAACCUCAUUAAAACAGUUUUUUUUUCUUGCAGUAAAUAUUAGUCUCAUUCAUGCCUCUCCCAGUUCUGAACUUUUCUGUAAUUUAAAAAUGUAUGUUUGUACCUCAAAUAAAUACUCAAUGUUAAAAUGGCUUCAACUUUUUCUGCUUCAAUUUGAGGAAUGUUGUAGCUUGCCCCUUUUCACUGCUUCAUUUUAUUUUUUGUUUCUUUGUGGUAAAUAUUUUCCACACAUCUACAAUUCCUAGAUAUAGUUUAAACCAAUAUAAAACCAUACUUGUGCUUUGUUUCGUAAAGCCAGAUCUGUCCAAGUUUUUGGAUAUCUGUACACUCAGAGACUUUUUGUUUGUUUAACUUUCCCAUGUCAUCAACACACAAAUGUGAACAAGAUGGAAUCAAUGACAUUGCUACCAAAAGAAGACUGCUAAAAAUGCUGAAAAGCUGUCAUGUGCCCAACACAUGAUGAGUAGGACACAGCUCAAGAUAGGAGUGAACAUUUUCAAAAACUAAAAAAAAAAUAUUUAUAGAAAAUACAAAAACUAUUAUAUGAAUAACAGAAAUUAAUGAAUGAAAGCUACUGAAAACAAUUGAAAAAUGACUCAUAAUUAUGGUUAUUCCCUUUUUUUAUUUCUUUGUUGUAUUUUUUUACAUGCUGAUUUACUGUACUUAGGGCAGAAGUUAAGGCAGGCCAGGUUUUUUCCACAUCUGUUCUGCAGCCCUUAGUUUGGAUUUCCUUGUAACUUACUGUUAAUAUAAAGUUUGUAUUGUUAGUCUUUUCUUUACAUUUUGAAGCAUUCUGAGAAAACUGAUCACUGUGUAUACACAUGUUGGUAUUUUUUUUGUUUAUUUUCAAUGUAUUUACAAAGUAUCAGUUUGUUUCUGUAUUAACAAAAUGGUGACUGCUUGAUGAGAUCUGAUAUUUUGUAAUCAAGUAUAUUAUCAUGUAGCAGAACAGUGUGUUUAGGAAAAGUAUGUAUAGUAUUUAGAGUCUAUACUUGUUCCUUUCUUUCUGAUUGUAAUUCUUUUGUGGUAAUUGAACUGAUAGUUUACUGGAAUUGAACGUAUUCAAUGUGAAUGAAGAUUGCAUGUCAGUGUCGCUACAUUUUGUACUUAAUUGACUUCAUGUUGACUUAUGAACACAAGUUAGUAGUUGGAGAAAAAGGAAAAUUGAAAAACUUGUUCAGACAUUGAUUCAUGAUGUUUUCUAAUACCUGGUACCUAAAACUUGGGGUGGGCAUGCCUCAACAUUUCUGUUGUAUAGUCAAGGUUGGGUCAAAGUGGAAAUUUUUUUAAAAAGUGAAAAGUUGCUAUGUGAAGAAAUAACAUCCAAGUGUGAGCAACUCUUAAUGUCUACUUACACAAAUAGUUCUGUUCGUUUGGCAAAUGUUAAUAACUUGAACUGUAUCACUUACAAAUGUCAGGUUUAUAUACAUUUCCUAUUUAUAUUCAAUAUGCAUUCUAUGUAUAAUUUGUGUGUGUGUGAUUUGUUCAAUUUAUGUCCUAGUCACUGAAGAGAUGUAAAGUGAAUAUUUGCUAUUAAAAAAAACAAGCAAACAAGU
Molecule: messenger RNA, 4781 nt
Organism: Biomphalaria glabrata
Lineage: Eukaryota; Metazoa; Mollusca; Gastropoda; Planorbidae
Product: LRP chaperone MESD-like
Exons: 5
Coding region: 70-708 (212 amino acids)
Biological process (GO): protein folding
Source: RefSeq, a predicted model, not a curated record